AUGCCUUCUUUCACGGUAUUUAGAGGCUCAAAUGAUGGGCGCGUGCUUAAAAGCAUUACCACGAAGCCGGAUGUGCUUGAAGGCGACUCUGUCCUUAUCAGUGUUACAGCUUCCGGUGUCUGUGGCACAGAUUUACACUAUCGGAAGAGAGAUAUGGUGCUGGGACAUGAAGGCGUUGGCAUUGUGGUUGACCUCGGACCGGGUGUCAAGUACCUCAAGAAGGGUGAUCGAGUUGGCUGGGGAUAUGAAACUGACAGCUGCGGUCACUGCCUUGAAUGCUUAGACAAUGCAGAAAUAUACUGCAAAGAGCGUUCCAUUUACGGCGGUAGCAGGACCGUGGACCAGGGCAGCUUUGCAAGUCAUGCAAUUUGGCGAGAGGCAUUCUUACACCCUAUUCCGGAGACUCUAAGUGAUGAACAUGCAGCGCCGCUCCAAUGUGGUGGUGCAACUGUUUAUACUGCUCUGCAAGGAGUAAAGCCUACCGACACAGUUGGUAUUAUGGGUGUUGGAGGGCUUGGUCAUUUGGCCAUUCAGUUUGCUGCAAAGAUGGGAUGCCGUGUCGUUGUUCUCUCUGGGUCGGACAGGAAACAAGAAGAAGCUGCAGGACUGGGUGCACACAAGUUUCUCGUAUCGAAGGACCUUGACAGCCAAGUACGUGGUGAUAGCUGGCUGAUCAAUCGUUUGCUUGUGACCACAUCAGUUCAACCAGAGUGGGAGAAAGUUAUGCCUCUGAUGGCUCCAAGGUCCUGCAUAUAUCCGUUGUCCGCAUCAACGGGAAAUCUUUCCCUGCCUUACAUGGGUCUUUUGCUACACGGCGUCCGCGUGCAAGGCGCAUUGGUGGCAUCUCGUGGGGUACAUCGACAAAUGCUGCAGUUUGCAGCGUUUCACAAUGUAAAGCCCAUAAUCGAGAAAUUCCCAAUGAACGAGAAAGGGAUCACGGAAGCCAUGGACAGGCUAGAGAGCGGUCAGAUACACUUCAGGGCGGUUCUAGUGCCAAUGUAG
Pochonia chlamydosporia 170 is the source of this 1002-nucleotide messenger RNA. RefSeq names its product NADP-dependent alcohol dehydrogenase. Bases 1 to 1002 code for a protein of 333 amino acids. Gene Ontology annotation, biological process: alcohol metabolic process. The record is from RefSeq and is a predicted model, not a curated record. Lineage: Eukaryota; Fungi; Ascomycota; Sordariomycetes; Hypocreales; Clavicipitaceae. The transcript has 3 exons. Gene Ontology annotation, molecular function: zinc ion binding; alcohol dehydrogenase (NADP+) activity.